AUGUGGGGCUGGCUGUGCGCGCUGGCGCUCCUGUGCGCGCUCGCGCCGUGCGGCGGCCUGCGGCGGCCGGCCGUGCCCGCGCCGCGCUGCUACAGCGCCGGCGAGCUGCAGGGCGCCGAGGCGCAGCUCGCAGGCCGCAGCCUGCGCUGGGAGCACCACGCGCCCGUGCAGCUCGUGCCGCGCCUGGAGCGGCUGCAGCGGGAGCCGCCGCGCCGCCGCCGCCGCCGCCACGAGCGCGCGUGCCCCGCGCUGCAGCCGCGCGCCGCGCUGCGCCCCGAGACCAACGAGCGCUCCAUCUCGCCCUGGCGCUACCGCAUCGACGAGGACGAGGACCGGUACCCGCGGAAACUCGCCUUCGCCGAGUGCCUGUGCCGCGGCUGCGUGGACGUGAAGACGGGCCGCGAGACCACGGCGCUCAACUCGGUCGCCAUCCACCAGACGCUGAUGGUGCUGCGGCGCAAGCCGUGCCCCGGCGCCGGCGGCCACGGGCUCUUCGCCCUCGAGGUGGACUACAUCAGGGUGCCCGUGGGCUGCACGUGCGUCCUGCCCCGCACGGGCCGCUGA
Messenger RNA from Nothoprocta perdicaria, 564 nucleotides. RefSeq names its product interleukin 17C (gene IL17C). NCBI's taxonomy places the organism in Eukaryota, Metazoa, Chordata, Aves, Tinamiformes, Tinamidae. Gene Ontology annotation, cellular component: extracellular region. The transcript is spliced from 3 exons. Bases 1 to 564 code for a protein of 187 amino acids. Gene Ontology annotation, molecular function: cytokine activity. The record is from RefSeq and is a predicted model, not a curated record. Gene Ontology annotation, biological process: inflammatory response.